GAUCCGAUCAAUCUCCGCCUUCGCCUUCCUCCUGCUCCAUCCACUGAGUCGCCGGAAGUUAACUCGGCUUUCGUCGAUGGCGAAAGUUUACCCGAGCGCCACCGCGUCGUCGAGGCCUUCUUUCUCCGCCCCGCCGGCGUCCUCCUCCGAGGCGGCGACGCUGACUGUGUGGCGGAAGUCGCUCCUCUUCCACGGGUACGGAUUCACGGUCUUCGAUUCCAAGGGUAAUCUCGUGUUCCGAGUCGACAAUUACGCCUCGGGCAGCAGAGCGGAGAUCGUCCUCAUGGACGCCGACGGGAAGCCGCUGCUAACGAUUCGAAGGAAGAAGCUGAGUCUGGGAGACCACUGGCUGAUCUACGAAGGCGAGGCGGCGGGCAAACCGAAGUUCGCCGUCAAGAAGCACGUAAACCUCAUCGGUUCGAGGUCGCCGGUCCACGUCACGCCGUGUUCCCCCGCCUCCGAGUCCUGCCUCGGCUACGAGGUGGAGGGCUCCUACUCGCGGCGGUGCUGCGUCGUCUACGACGACCGACGGCGGCAGCUAGCGCAGAUCAAGCGGAAGGAGGCGGCCGCGGGGGUCGCCCUCGACGCCGACGUCUUCCGCCUCAUCGUGGAGCCGGGAUUCGACGCGGCCUUCGCCAUGGCCAUCGUCAUACUCCUAGACCAAAUGUUCGGCUCUCGUGGAUCGCUCCUUCGAGUUUAGGAGAGGUGGAAGGAGGCCGAUUAGAAGAAGAAGAAGCCCUUUUUCGAUCUCUUCCUUGAGAGAUCUUGUUCACUUUUUCCUUGUGAGACUGUGCCGAGUCGAACUGGAACGCAAAUUACUCAAAACCCACUCAAAGUUAAGAAAUAAAUAUCACACGCCCCGAUUAAAACCAAAAAAAGGGGGAAAUUGAAAGGAAAAUAAAAAAAAGUUGUAGCGAAUUGCAAAAUAAAGGGUUAAUCGAUCCCGUGGAUCAUGGGCCGUUGAUCAGGCGCCCCAAACGGUGAUCCCUUGCAUCAUGCGCUUGAACUCGCCGAAGUCCACCUGGCCGUCGGCGUUCCGGUCGACGGAGCCAAUCAUCUCUUGAACCCGCGCGAUGCUGCGCCCCUCCGGAAGCCCUAGCUUGGAGAGCACCGCCUGUAGCUCCGCCGCGGAGAUGAACCCGUCGCCGUCCUCGUCGAACACGCGGAAAGCCUCCCGCAUGUCCUCCUCUUCUUCCUCCUCCUUCUCCGCGGCCGCCGGCGGGCCGCCGAAGAGGGCGUCUCCGAGCGCGCGGUGGAGGGCCUCGAAGUCGGCGAAGGCGAGCCCGGCGCGGCCGGGGGCGACGUAGGCCUCGACGGUGGAUCGGAUCUCGGCGGGGUCGGAGCCGAGGCCGAGGCGGUCGAGGGCGAGCUCGAUCUCCUCCACCGUGAUCUCGCCGUCGCCGUUGUAGUCGAAGAGGUCGAAGACGCGGCGGAGGCGGAGCGUGUUGAGGCUCUCGGUGCGGAGGCGGAACGACGGCGAAGCCCGGCCGGGGGACGCCGCCGGAUCGGUCAACUGCUGCUGGUCGGCGGCACCUUCCA
This is a messenger RNA of Zingiber officinale, 1539 nucleotides long. Its product is annotated as protein LURP-one-related 8-like. The record is from RefSeq and is a predicted model, not a curated record. Bases 77 to 700 code for a protein of 207 amino acids. NCBI's taxonomy places the organism in Eukaryota, Viridiplantae, Streptophyta, Magnoliopsida, Zingiberales, Zingiberaceae. The transcript is spliced from 2 exons.